AUGGUGGGUACAGGUGGCCCAGUGGCCUCCUUCUCUGUGUGGGACUAUGUGGUGUUCGCUGGCACCGUUCUGGGCGCAGCGGCCAUUGGCCUGUUCCAGGCCUUCAGGGGCCGGAAGGAGACCAGCAGUGCCGAGUUCUUGCUCGGGGGCCGCCAGAUGACAGCGGUCCCCGUGGCCAUGUCCCUAACGGCCAGCUUCAUGUCGGGGAUCACAGUGAUCGGCACCCCGGCCGAGGCUUACCGCUACGGCACCCCCUUCUGGCUCUUCUCCAUCUCUUACUCCAUCAUGUCGGCCAUCACAGCAGAGAUCUUCGUUCCCCUCUUCUAUCGCCUGGGGAUCACCAGCACAUAUGAGUACUUGGAGAUGCGUUUCAACAAAGCCAUUCGGGUGGUGGGAACGAGCAUGUACAUCAUCCAGACAGCACUGUACACAGGGAUGGUUAUCUAUGCUCCUGCACUUGCCCUCAAUCAGAUCACAGGACUGGACCUGUGGGGAGUGCUGGUGGCAACAGGAGCUGUUUGCAUUCUCUACUGCACACUGGGUGGCCUGAAGGCAGUGAUCUGGACAGACGUGUUCCAGAUGGUGAUCAUGCUGGCAGGUUUCGUGGCAGUCAUUGCACAGGGUGCUGUGCUCCAGGGCGGGCUGACUAAGAUCUGGGACGACGCCCGGCAAGGAGGACGGCUCAACACCUUUGACUUUGAUCCAGACCCCUUGAAGCGCCACACCUUCUGGACCAUUGUGGUGGGCGGGAGCUUGAUGUGGGUGUCAAUCUACUCCAUCAACCAAUCGCAGGUGCAGCGUUACAUCUCCUGCAAAACCAUGACCCACGCAAAGAUGUCUCUGUAUGUGAACAUGGUGGGGCUGUGGGCCACUGUUAGUCUGGCUAUGUUCUCCGGCCUCGCCAUGUACUCCAUUUACAAAAACUGUGACCCACUCACCAAUAGCGAUGUGGAGGCCCCUGAUCAGAUGCUACCCUAUCUUGUGAUGGCCAUUCUGGCAGAGUUUCCUGGAGUCCCUGGGUUGUUUGUGGCAGCUGCCUACAGUGGAACAUUAAGCACGGUGUCCUCCAGCAUCAACGCCCUGGUGGCUGUCACCGUGGAGGACUUUAUCAAGCCCAAGUGGUCCAACCUCAGUGAGAAACAGGUGUCCUGGAUCAACAUGGGCCUCAGUGUCUUCUUUGGUGCACUCUGUAUCGCAAUGGCAGCCGUAGCCUCCUUGAUGGGCAGCAUUCUACAGGCAGCCCUAUCCAUAUUUGGAAUGAUCAGUGGGCCGCUGCUCGGGCUCUACCUGCUUGGCAUGUUCUUGCGCAGUGCAAACUCAACUGGUGGGCUGGUGGGGCUGAUUACAGGGCUGAUAGUGACACUGUGGGUGGGGAUUGGUGCCCAGGUGUACCCGCCCCUCCCGGAUAAGACGCUUCCCCUCAACGUAAGCGUCGCCGGCUGCCUCUACAACAACUCUCACUCUCAGGACUCCAACUUCACCACCAUGGCGCCGUGGAGCAGCGCAGUGACGCUGACACCUCUGCCACCUGAUGACAGGCCAGAGAUUGCAGACAACUGGUACUCCCUGUCCUAUCUGUACUUCUGUCCCCUGGGCAGUCUGGUGACGAUUAUUAUCGGCAUGGCGGUCAGUGCUGCCACAGGUGGCUGCAAGCAGAGGAAAGUCCGACCUGAGCUGUUUGUCAGAAAGAGAGAUUUAUUCUGCUUCAGCUGCUGCACAGACUCGCCUCAGACUCAGGAGCCGGCGAUGACGGAGAAGUCGGGCAAAGUCAACUUAGCAUUCGUAGAAACAGAGCCGCACUUCAAGGAGAAGGAGGUGGAAAAGAUCACCCAGCUCUGA
This is a messenger RNA of Megalops cyprinoides (Indo-Pacific tarpon), 1839 nucleotides long. It is a transcript of the gene slc5a8l, whose product is annotated as solute carrier family 5 member 8, like. Gene Ontology annotation, biological process: propanoate transmembrane transport; sodium ion transport. Lineage: Eukaryota; Metazoa; Chordata; Actinopteri; Elopiformes; Megalopidae. The transcript is spliced from 15 exons. Gene Ontology annotation, cellular component: membrane. The coding region runs from base 1 to 1839 and encodes 612 amino acids. The record is from RefSeq and is a predicted model, not a curated record. Gene Ontology annotation, molecular function: organic acid:sodium symporter activity.